Messenger RNA from Columba livia (rock pigeon), 3683 nucleotides. RefSeq names its product zinc finger protein 777-like. The coding region runs from base 359 to 2134 and encodes 591 amino acids. NCBI's taxonomy places the organism in Eukaryota, Metazoa, Chordata, Aves, Columbiformes, Columbidae. The transcript is spliced from 7 exons. Gene Ontology annotation, biological process: regulation of DNA-templated transcription. The record is from RefSeq and is a predicted model, not a curated record.
CCUCCUGCCGGCCGGGCGGCGCCACGCACCGCUCCGGUGCCGCCACACGCGAUGGGGCCGGCGGCCGCCGCCCGGUGUCGCCCCGGAGCGGGCUCUUCCCGGUGGGGCAAACGCCGCGGCGGGGGACGUCGGGGGGUUUUCACCCAGCUGGCUGCCCCCUCAAAGCAACCGCUUCUCGGUGAUUGACAGCUGUCAGUCACUCCCGCGGCGCUGCGGGCCGCCGGGGGGGCGCUGUGGCGAGCGGCGGCGGGAGGGGCGCCCCCUGGUGGCAAGCAGCGAGCGGCCCCGGCGGGUCCCGGUUCCGCGGCCCCGCGGGUGCCCUGCGCUCCGGUUCUCCCUGCCGGGCAGCGCGGCGGGAAUGGAGCCCCCGCAGCCGCCGAGCUGGUCCUUCCCCGCCGCUCCCGGGAAAGCCCCGCGGCCGCUCGGUGCCGGCAUCCCGCUGUGGCCCGUGGUGGCCGCCGUGCGGGCGGUGGAGCGCAGCGUGGGCGCCCACGCCGCGCGGCUGCGGAGCCUGGAGCGCCGGGCGGGGAGCGCCGAGGAGAAAUACCGCGAGUGCAGGAAAACCCUGGUGGAAUUCGGGAGCCAGCUGGAGAGCAAGCUGGCCGUGCUGGGCACCCUCGUCCAGGGGUACGGGCUGCUCCAGCAGCGCCUGGAGAACAUGGAGAACCUGCUGAAGAACAAGCAUUUCUGGAUCCUGCAGUUGCCCCCCGGGGGUGAGGUCCCCAAGGUCCAGGUGAUGUUCGACAGCGGCACGGCUGACGUUUCUGCUCUGGAGCGGGAGGAUCUGGAGGAAUGGCAGAGGGAGCCGCGCAAAAACGUGCUGAGAGGCGAAAACGAACCUCUCGUCUCUCUGGAUUACGCACUCUCCAAACCUGACCUCCUGUCCCGGCUUCCGAGCGGAGAAACGCCCUGCGACGAGGUGACCUCGAGAGGGGUUCCAGCAGAACCAAGCGCAGAGUCUCUGCUGUUCGGACUCAGUGCGACCAGCCAGGACAGCAGAGGGGGAGCGCAGCGCCCCACGGGACAGGAUCGCCUGGAGGGAACCGCACUGGCUGCACCCGCACCCGAGUACGGCGUUCCAGAGCCCAGCUUUGCGGGCGUUGUGAAACAAGAGGAGUGCGGAGCCACGGAGGACGCGGAGUUUACCGAGCUCCGCGUGGUUCCAGCGGAGGAGGUGAUGACGUUCAAAGUAGAGCAGCUGGACUCUGAGGAAUGUCCCCAAAGCUCAGAGCCCCCCACGACUCUGUGCGGGGAGCCGGAGGAGCUGCUUUUCCGGGGUCCUGGUCCGUACGGCUCUCCCGCGCAGGGACACCAGAGCAUGAGCAGGUUGGUGCCAUCUGCUCCGGGAGAAGAGGGUCUUGGCGGAAACAACGCUGUCACGUUCUACGGGCAAAACUGUCCCAGCAGGAGACCCCGCUCGUGUGCCACGUGUGGGAAGGGCUGCUGUCUGCGGGAGAUGCUGGCGGCCCACCAGGAGAGCCACGGCGCGCAGUGCGGCAGCGAGCACGCUGGAGACGAGGGGCUCCUCCAUCAGCAGCACCCGUGGAGCCACGGGGUGGAGAGGACCUAUGGGGAGGAGAGGACCUGCGUGGAGGAGAGGAGCUGCGUGGCCAUGGAGAGGUUCAGGCAAAGCCAGAAUGCAAAAGCCCACACCGGCAUCCCUGCCGUGGACAAGGUGUACAUCAAUCCAAGGUGCGUGAGAAGCACCAACACCAACGGCAGCUACAAGGCAAGUCAGAGGAGCCACCCCCGGGGGAGGCCUUACAAGUGUGAGAAGUGUCAGGAGUGGUUCUACCAAAAGAAAACCCUCGUCAUGCACCGGCGUGCGCACUCGGGCCGGAGCAGAGGGGUCCUCGGCUGCUCGUACUGCGGGAAGACCUUCAGCCACCCGUCCAACCUGGUGCGGCACCAGAGGAUCCACACCGGGGAGAGGCCGUACCCGUGCGACGAGUGCCCAAAGCGCUUCACCCAGAAGCAGCACCUGCUCCAGCACGAGAAGAUCCACCAGCGCGAGAGGAGCCGCGCGGGCGCGCAGGGCGCCGGGAAGGUGACGCUGCCCAGGCUGGGGGGACACGCAGCCCUGCAGCCCCUCGAGGAGGUGGGAGCGGAGAGAGCAUCUGCUGCUCGGCCUUAAGGGCUUCCUGACAAUUUAUCCCAAAGAUCCGAGCAAAGCAGGAUUAGGCUCCACCCUGACACCACUGCCCUUUUGCUGUGGUGGUGAUGGUGUGGCCACAGGACCUCAUAGUGUCCCCAAAAACCCUCCAGAAUGAGAGUUUCAGGCCUCUCCAAGUUUUGAGUCAGUUGUUUGAACUGGUCCCGCUGAGGUUGAGUUUUUGAAACUCUUCUUCCCUGGAGUUUCCCUGGCUGCUCCCUCCACAACGUUGCGCUGCCCUCAGUUUCUCGGACAAGUUCGAGCUGCACAUUCAAUUCCUGGCAACCAAAUGCUUUUGCGGGGUGAGGGUUGCGCGGGUUGCCCCGUGGCCAGGGAGGGACGGCCGGUGGGUUCCCAGCUCUCUCCGUGCCUCGGCACAGGACAGGUGACAUUUUCUCUGCUGUUUGUGCUCAGGAAGCUGCCUGGAGAAGACAGCUCCAGUUCCUUCUCCAGAGCCUGAAGUCGGACCUGGUUUGUGGUGAAUGAAGAUGAUGCGGCCACGCUCUGCUCGGAGCCGUGACGCGCACUGGGCACGCUGCGCUGGAGGCUCUGGCUCCGUGCGGGAUUUGCUGGGCUGUUUGUCACUUGUGAGCACACCCGGGGGAGGUGGCGUCACCCAGAUCUCUGGUACCUGCAGCUGAGCCCCAGCGGAACUGGAUGGGGACGCCGCUUGUAACGCAGAGGCGGGACACAGCUGUCCUGCCAGGCUGGGGUGAGCGCUGCGCUGACGUUCCGCUGACCCCUCUACACCAACGCUGCUUUUAUUUGCGUUUCAUUAUCGCCUCCAUCUCCCUCUGCUCCUGCUAGCCUGCGGAACAGAUGAUUUUUGCUUUUGGGGAUCAGCUUUCGUCACAUCCAAAUCCAUUAAUAAAAAUUGUGCAGCGUGUGAAAUGCGUUUAGCGCAUUGCCCAAGUACGAACCGCCGCUGCGGGGCUGGCGCUGCUGCACGGAUUGGUUUCAAACCCGCUGCUCGUUCUCCCCAUCACUAAUUGGGCUUCAGAAAGCCUUGUGUCGCCUCCUGGUCCCCAGGGGUCUGCGAGGGGAGGCGCAGGGCGUUGGUUCUUCCCCAGAGAUGCUCUGGCCGCCUGCAGCUCUUUCAGGCUCCAAAAUCCUCCGGCCACCGACCGAGGUCCUGCAGGUUCAUUGUCUGCCUGUCACCUGGUGUUCUGUCACCUCUGGGUGUUCGGUGGCCACUUGCUACCACAAAGCAUUGACCAUGGACCAGUUUUGUUCCCGUUUGAAGGAGAGUCCCUCGGCAGUUCACGGAGUGGAGCAUUUGAUACCCCAACAAGCAGUCUGGGUCUUGUCCAACAAGCAGGUGUGUUAAUUAGUUCCCCAGAGGUUUCCCACUGAAUCCAGUCAAACUGCUUGUUGAUGUUUCACGCUUUUCUUACUCAGACUGUGAGCCUUCAGGGCAGGGAGCUUGUUUCUGUCUGUUUGUAAAACACCAGUUAAAUUUGCAGCAGUAGAUACUUCAUUUUUGAUAGCAAUCACGUUAACCUUGAAUGGAUUAAAGCUGUGAGGUUCCAAA